AUGGUGACUGCAGCUCUUAAGAGAUUCUGGUCCGGUGGGCGCAGUGAAGCGGGAGGAGAGGCGAGUGGUGCUCCGACGGUGGCGGUUAAGCCGGGGGUGUGGACGCGACUGGGCACCUGGGCCCGCGCGCUGCUCCGGGAUUACGCCGAGGCGUGCGGAGAUGCGGCGGCUGCGGCGCGAGCUCGCCCGGGCCGCGCGGCCGUGUACGUGGGGCUGCUGGGCGGCGCCGCUGCGUGCUGCGCGCUGGCGCCCAGCGAGGCGGCUUUCGAGGAGGCCUUGCUUGACGCGUCAGGGUCGCUCUUGCUGUUGGCGCCGGCCACGCGCAACCGCCACUCGGAAGCGUUCUUGCAGCGCCUGCUGUGGCUGAGGGGCCGCGGGCGGCUGCGUCACGUGAACCUGGGCUUCUGCUCGCUGGUUUACGAGGCGCCCUUCGACACCCAGGCCAGCCUCUACCAAGCCCGCUGCCGCUACCUGCAGCCACGCUGGGUGGACUUCCCCGGCCGCGUCCUCGACGUGGGGUUUGUGGGCCGCUGGUGGAUCCUGGAGAGCCGUAUGCAUGAUUGCGACAUCAACGACGACGAGUUUCUCCACCUGCCGGCGCACCUCCGCGUCGUCGGGCCUCACCAGCUGCGCUCUGAGGCCAAUGAGAGGCUGUUCGAGGAGAAGUACAAGCCGAUCGUACUCACCGACGAUCAGGUGGACCAGGCGCUGUGGGAGGAGCAGGUGCUGCAGAAGGAGAGGAAGGAUCGGCUCGCUCUGAGCGAGGCUGAUUCACUGGUUCAGUCCGAUGCUUCCAGAUGAGACCGAAGGCUGCCUCCGCGUCACUAGCAGGCGCAGGCAAACUGUUGCCGCGGAUGGUGCAGUUGGUGAGAUGGAUAGAGAUAAAUGACCCUCAUUGUGAUUUUUAUGGGAAGCCCUCACUCUGUCCUGGUAGGUGAAGCAAAUUGGGAGUCCUGCUCGUCUUGGAGAUACCCAAGAGCUGAAGGACUGCUCUUCCACAUGGGGAAGAGCUGAAGCACUUGACAUUAUUGUGCUUAUAGCCCCACGCCUACUAGGAAGAAAACUGCCGUGUAACCUAUCGUAGCUGGGGGUGUACUUCAAGGGCAGAGCAUUUGCCUCACAUGCCUGGGUUCCUGGCUUGCAUUUCCAGCACUGUAAAAACAGAACAGAAAUGGGCUAUUGGUUUUGGGAAUUUUAUUUAUUUGGUUGGUUUUUGAGAAUGUGACUCCCAUAUGCCCAGUCUGGCCCUGACUCCUGCAUCACCUCUAGUGCUCCACAGUGUACUCUGCCCAUCAUGCAUUAGUCCUGUUCACAGAUGGGGCUACAAAGACAUCCUCAUUGCCAGUGACUCCCAAGAUCCUAAUACCAUUCCCUCAACUCCCCUUUUGGUAGUGUGUGUCUGUGUUACCUAGGCUAGUCUAGAAUUCAUGGGCAAAGGGUUUUUCCAGGAGCUGCAAGGAUAGCUCAACGUUUAGGAGAACUGGCUGUUCCUUCCUUUGGAGAACCUGCACUCAGUUCUCAACAGCCUGAUCUGUAACUCCAGUUCAGGAACUCCAGCGUUCUCUCCUGGGUUCCUUGUGUGCUAGGCAUGCGUGUGGUGGCACACAGACAAAACACCCACACAUGUAUUUUAAAAAUUCUCCUAAAUCACCUCCCAAAAAUGAUGUGCCAGCUUGCCUAAACUCAGAUUUUUCUUUUUCAGUUGGAGCUGAAAUGUCUGUGUUGGGGUUUGGUUUUUUGUUGGUAUUUUUUGGUUUGUUUGUUAUACUUCUCCCCAGAACUGGCUAUGAAGAACAAUUUGUCCUUAAACUCAGAGAUUUGUCUGCUUCUCAAAUUGGAUUAAUUUGGUUUGGUUUGUUUCUGAGAAGUGGUCUCACAGCCCAGACCAGCCUCAGACUCACUGUGUAGCAAAGGAUGGGUCCUCUUGCCUGAACUUCCCAAAUGAAUGAGAUGUUUCUCUCCUGUGAUGUAUUAUUGUUGCCUACUUGUGAUAGACAUUAAAUCCAGGCGCUUGUACAUCCUAGGCAAGCACUGUACCCCCAGUCCUCUUGGGGUUUUCUGUUUUGUUUGAUAAUCUCUUUAUGUAGUCCCCAAGGACCUUUGACCUAGUUUGUCUUAACUAGUAACUUUGUAUAUUACUGUCAGUGCAGAAGAUAGAUACAGAGGCAAACCAGUUCUGCUGUAUAUAUGUAUGGCAGCAACUACAAGCCUGGUGGAAGGCUGGAACAUGCUCUGAUCCCAGAGUGUACAUGAAGUCAUAUGUCAUUAUACUGCAGGGAUCCUGGAAACGGUUGGGUAGAAAGGAACAGGGUGGACACAUAGGUUGGACCUGGCAAGAUUCUGGUAAUUAUCUUUCAAGCUAAAAUAUUAGGGAAGCAAAACUUCCCAUAUCAGGUGGGUUAUGGCUGGUCAAUAAAAGCGGGAGAUGAAGCAGUCAUUUUUGUCAUGGAUUUGUUUAUGGGGUCUUCACACAGACUAAGCAGUGCAGUACACUGAGCUACCCCAGUCCUAGUGGUGCGGUUGUGUUUGCCACUUAUUGAAAGUAUGGUAGUUGGUUUUGUUUGGUUAGUUUCUCAAAACAGUUCUCUUUGGAGACCUGGCUGUCCUAGAACUCAAGAGAUACCCCCGAGUCUUAGCUUCCGGAGUGGAACCAUUAAAGGUGUGUGCCACCACCUCCUGUGAAAGGUAGUUCCUGAAUCCAAGUCUUCUGGCCAGGUGAUGAUGCUAAUUCACAUCUUCUGGACUGGCAAGGUGCCUCAGCAGGGGAAGACAUGUUCAGCCAAGCCGACCACCCGAGUCCAUGCUCUGGGACUCACACAAAAGAACUAACUCUGCCAAGUUGUCUCCUGCAAGUUGUGACCUACAGGUACACAAAAUAAAUUAAAAUGUAAUACCGGAUUCAAAAAUAAUCCACAUCUCAA
This is a messenger RNA of Apodemus sylvaticus (European woodmouse), 2921 nucleotides long. It is a transcript of the gene Timm29, whose product is annotated as translocase of inner mitochondrial membrane 29. The record is from RefSeq and is a predicted model, not a curated record. The transcript has 2 exons. Gene Ontology annotation, cellular component: TIM22 mitochondrial import inner membrane insertion complex. Gene Ontology annotation, biological process: protein insertion into mitochondrial inner membrane. Bases 1 to 801 code for a protein of 266 amino acids. NCBI's taxonomy places the organism in Eukaryota, Metazoa, Chordata, Mammalia, Rodentia, Muridae.